Bicyclus anynana (squinting bush brown) is the source of this 4907-nucleotide messenger RNA. Its product is annotated as FAD synthase. Gene Ontology annotation, biological process: FAD biosynthetic process. Gene Ontology annotation, molecular function: FMN adenylyltransferase activity. The coding region runs from base 223 to 1053 and encodes 276 amino acids. NCBI's taxonomy places the organism in Eukaryota, Metazoa, Arthropoda, Insecta, Lepidoptera, Nymphalidae. The record is from RefSeq and is a predicted model, not a curated record. The transcript has 5 exons.
GACAUUGAUGACAUACGUCACACGUGAAAAAUUUCAUGGUCAUGGAAUAACUUUCCAACUAUUUUUUUACAAAUCACACGUAUUAAAAUUAUUAAUUUCACUAAAUAUAAACAGAAAAAAGGAAGAACGGAAGCUCACGGUGAUCUCCAUAAUUUCAGUUGCACUGAAUAUGAGCAUAUUACCUUGAAAUAGUCGUGUAAUGUGUUGCCAAGCAGACAAGACAUGGAUUGUGGAGAAAUUAACACAGUUUUGAGCGAGUCUAAACAGGUAAUCCGAGCAUGCUUCCAAAAAUUUCAAUUGGAUGAAGCUUUUCUAUCAUUCAAUGGAGGAAAAGACUGCACUGUACUCUUAGAUCUUUUGAUAGAUGUCCUAGAAGACAUACACAAGUCUAGUGAGAUUAGAAAAAAAUUGAAAAUAGUUUAUAUAAGGACUAAAGGGCCUUUUAGUGAAAUUGAAAGUUUUGUACAUAAAAUUGAGGCGCAUUAUGGUGUUAAAUUAAUGGUAAUGGAAGGGGAAAUGAAGACAACCUUGCAGAGGAUAUUAGAGAAAGAUAAUAAACUGAAAGCAUGUUUCAUGGGAACUAGAAGAUCUGAUCCAUAUAGUGAAGACUUGAAGUUUAUGCAGAAGACAGAUCCGAACUGGCCUCAAAUAGAGAGGGUGUCGCCCCUGCUCAACUGGAGCUACCACCAGAUAUGGGGCUACAUCCUGCAGCGACGGGUGCCUUAUUGCAGCCUCUAUGACAGGGGGUAUACAUCAAUAGGGAGCAUACACAAUACAGCACCAAACCCCGCCCUUGCAUACAAAGAUAUAUACGGAAACAUCUCGUAUCACCCCGCGUGGAAACUCCUCGACCCUACACUUGAACGCGCGGGGCGUGGUUCAAAGAUCGCCCUCAUACGUAACUCUGAUCAAAAUGGUCAUGCAGACCAAAAUGGUCAUGCUGGCCAAAAUGGUCACGCUGGCCAAAAUUGUCGUACUGACCAAAACGUACACGCAGAAAAAAGUUCAAUAGAAAACCAUUUAUGUAGUGAGAAAAACACAGAUUUUGUUUAGCUUACAUUACAUUGAUUGACCAUACUGACCAAAAUGGACCUAAAGUGAAAUAGUAAACCAUUUACAUUGUGAAAGAAAUUUAAAUUUUAUUUAGCUUACAUGAUGUGUGUAUUAUGAUGUCGAAAUUUAUGAGAAUAUUUAACAGUUUACUAUGCAGAAUGUGCUAUGUUUGGAGUUACUCUGCGUGAUCGAUUCAGAAAAGAGGAGAUCCGCAGAAGAACCAAAGUCACCGACAUAGCUCAACGAGUCACGAAGCCGAAGUGGCAAUGGGCGGGGCACAUAGUACGAAGAGACGAUGGACGUUGGGGUCUCAAGGUGUGUGGAAUGACGACCCCCUACCAGGUGGACUGGCGACGUCAAGCGAAUCGCAGGGAUUCGCUGGAUGCAGGCGGCUCGGGAUCGUGAUGUUUGGAAGUCCCUACACAAGGCCUAUGUCCUGAAGUGGACGUCAAUCAGCUGAUAUGAUGAUGAUGAAUAGUAUGCAGAAUUCAAAUAAUAAUUUUAUUUUGUCAUCUUUUUACAAAUUCUUUCAAAUCUGUGUGCUAGUGCGUUUAUACGGAGUGUUUAUUUUGUUGUAUGUACAUGAAAGAAAAGAAAGAUGGAACACAGAAAGUAAGAAAGAAAAAAUCAUGUUUUUAUGCUAAUAUUUUACUAAUUUUUUAGAAAUAUCUUCAGUCCGUUUAUACGGAGUGUUUAUUUUGUUGUAUGUACAUGAAAGAAAAGAAAGAUGGAACACAGAAAGUAAGAAAGAAAAAAUCAUGUUUUUAUGUUAAUAUUUUACUAAUUUUUUAGAAAUAUCUUCAGAAAUGUUCUGUUCUGUUGAUUUCAUUUCUAUCAGGUAGGUAUACGUUGCUGCAAGCUCAAUGAUAUUAACUUUUUUCUCUUGAUUUUUAUUUUAUUUAAUGCAAAUAAUACUAAUUUUUUAAUACAUUACUUCUAUGUACUUUUAAUAGCUACUUAAAUAGUUAAUAUUGUCUUAUUAUAAUAAGUACUUAGUGCUCGACUAAUAAUCACACACAACUAAAAAAUACUUGUGACUCCUUUGGUACGAGGUAUUUUAUUUUUCUGGUCAGCCAAUAUUAUCAUUAUUGAUCGGAAUGUUCGUAUGAUUGUCAGUUUGUGUUUGAAUUUUUGUUACACACAUAACUGGAAUAGAAAAUGUAAACGCGUAUUUUUUCUCCACUUCUUUUGUAAUUUAUUGUAUAAAGUAUUUAUUAAAUUCAUGAUAGGGGUUCUUUAUGUUUAUGAUACGAUUUUUUUAAGUUCAUGAUAUGAAGAAAAUUUAACUUACAUACGUUACAAUGGUCUCUUUAUAAGGAUGCAUCGCAUAAAACGGAUUUUAGUAUUCGUUUUAUAGGUUACGGUGGUCAUAACAUCCCUGGACCACGUUAUACAUAUAGUAGUAAUAGUAGCAACAACUAAAUUAACGUUAUCUACUAAAACUUAACAACAUACUUACUGCUUACCUUUAAAUAUUGGGUAAUGGGUGUGAAAUAAAUAAUAAUUGUGUACAUUUAUUUUAGAUUCUUUUUUCUAUUUAAAGGUUCCCUUUACUCGGAAAAAAAAGAAUAUAAAAUAAAACUGAAAGGUCAUUUUCAAAUUCUUCAAACUUGUAUAUUUGUAUUUUAUUUUAAGCACUUGGGUGUAAUGGAUUAUUUUAAGGCCAAUAUCUAUAUAUGUUAUGUUUCGUCCUUAUUUAUAUUAGAUUUACUAUAUUCCAAAAACAUAACUCUAAGCAUGCAUACAAAUCUUUUUUUAUUUCGCAGUUUUGAACGCCGAUGAAAUAAUUUGGUUACCAUACAAAUAAAUGUUACUAGUAUUUAGCAAACGUUUUCCACAACCUAUCUGUAAUCCAUUGAUAAGUUUCUAACCAACAUUGUUGUUAGGUCUGAUAUGUUAAAUAUGUUCGAUGUGUGAGUACCUCGUCAUUCCCCUCCAACUAGUCGGGAAAGACUGUAUUAGGAGUGGGUACGACAAUAGACCAACGGGAGGGGUAUCCAACCACCACCCCUCCGUGAUGAAUUCAACCGCUCUUACAGUUAAGCUAUUGAGGCUCCAUAUUCCAAUUCAUCCAUAUUAUAUGCAAUUGGCUACCGUAAGCACAUUUAUAGUACAGCAUGGGCUGGAAACCUUAUAGCCUUCAUUAUACAGGAAGAAAUUUUUUUUAGUGCGGAUAUUUUUAUAUUUUGUACAUAAACAAAAUUUAAUGAUCACGUAUUUUUUCUUUUUUUUUUUAACUCAAAAAUAACAAAAUUAUCGUUAGCUAAAGUUAUUUACUUUUGAACAGAAUUUUAGGGUCACCCUAUUGUGCGUUUAUUUUAUUUUCGUUUGAUACCUAAAGGACGUCACCAGAUCACUUUUAAGCUGAAUAUAUCUUGUUUAGUAAUAAUAUGUACAUUAUUUUGUUAUUUUAGAGACAUAAAUUUAAAAAAAAAAUUACAUAAAAUGUAUCGAACUGUUUGUAGAUUUAUAUUCUAUUAAUGAUACAGAACCACGAAAAAAAAUAUCCGCACUAAAGACCGAAUCACCCUGUAUUUGUGUACUAGCAGACGCCGCGCGGCUUCACUCGCGUAGUUCUCGUUCCCGUAGGUAUACGGGGAUAAAAUAUUGCCCAAAGCACCGGGGAUAGUGUAGCUUCCCAACAGUGAAUUUUUUUUUUAAUUUAUUUAGUAGUUUCGGAGCCUAGUCAAUGUAAACAAACAAACAAUCAAAUCUAUCCUCUUUAUAAUAUUAGUAUUAAAAUGAGGGUGUCACAUCACAGGCUCUAAGUCCAUUAGAUAAAUAGUAAUAUUUCAAUAAUUUUGUUAAUUUUAGUUGUUCGCGACAUCUGGAAAACAGUGUUAACCGCGAAUAAAAAAAAGGUAGCGCAUUUGACUCAUCAUGACGUCUAAAUAAAUGUACAUGACGAGUGGAAUGAACUACUAUCUUUUUUAUAUUCGCGGUAUGAGUUUAAAUUACGCGUUUUAAAUUCGAAUUACUUUGCAAGAAAAACGACUUUUGCUUGCUGGUUUCUGAGCAAACAGAAACGUCUCUAACAACUAUAUUUUUAAACAUGGACUAAGAUUUAAACCUCGCAUUUUUUUCAGAGUAAAGUGGACCGCAUUACUGCUAUUUAAAGUUCACUUUACUUUAAAGAAUUUGAGGUUUAAAUCUUUAUGAAUAUGGGGCAAGAGUUCAAGAAUGAUGAAAAAUGGUUUGCCAUACAAUUUGCUGGCAGGUUACAUACAGAUGGGUUUUGGAAAACGGUUGUAAAUGAAUACUAGUUACUUUUAGCAUAUGGUUGUGAAACGAUCAAGCGGCGCCUAGCUUCAUAAGUCAUUUUCAAUCAUUAUUUAAUAUGUAAGCCGUGAUAGCCCUGAGGGUGUGGGUUCGAAUCCGAUCCGGUCAUGCACUUCCAACUUUUCAGUUGUGUGCAUUUUAAGAAAUUAAAUAUCACGUGUUUCAAACGGUGAAUGAAAACAUCGUGAGGAAACCUGCAUACCUGAGAAAUUUUUUAAUUCUCUUUAUGUGUGAAGUCUGCCAAUCCGCAUUGGGCCAGCGUGGUGGAUAAUUGGCCUAACCUCACUCAUUCUGAGAGGAGACCCGGGCUCAGAAGUGAGCCGAAUAUGGGUUGAUAAUGAAUGAUGAUGGUUUAAUAUGUUGAUAUACUUACUCGUACAGGUAUCAUGAUACCACAUUAGUUAUAAUAAAUAUACACGCGGCAAAGGGAUAUUAAGUUUUAAAUUAAAUAGUUGUUUUGAAUCUUAAAUUACACGUUAACUAUAAUAAUAAUCAUAAAAUGUUUAUUAAUUUAAUUAUUAAAAUUACAAUUUGACCUAUCUCUGUGAUUUUAAAUUAAAUUAUUCUUGCACCAA